AUGUAUUUGAUUGAUUUUAAAGAACAAACACUGCAAAGUUUUGAACGAUUAGAAAUUAUUGACAUGAAACUAGAUAGUAUCAAUGAAAAAUACUAUUCGAUUGUUGAGAACCCGGUUUCCCGCCUUUCUGAACCUCUUCCUACUCAGCUCAUUAAAAGGCUGAGGGUUGUGAACAAUGAGAUUGGUAUCAAAGAAAGAUCUGAAUUAUAUCUCUCGGGUGGUAUCAUGUCGAUUACCUCUCGAAUCCUUAUAGUGGACCUAUUGACAAAGCGAAUUCCUUCAUAUUUUAUUACUGGAAUAUUAGUGAACCAUGCAGAGAGGGUAAAUAAAACAUCAAUGGAGGCAUUCAUAUUGAGAGUAUAUAAAGAGGAAAAUCAGGCAUGCAGAUUUAUUAAAGCAUUUUCAGAUUCACCUGAAUCCUUUACUGGUUUUUCACCAUUACAACCAACUUUACAUUAUCUUCAAUUACGCAAAGUGUUCCUAUGGCCACAUUAUCAUGUUACUAUACGUGAGUGCCUUGAAGAACGAAAGGUCGAAGUGAUUGAAUUAUAUCAAUCCCUGUCCAAUUCCAUGCGUGAGAUACAAUCAGCUAUCCUUGAGUGUAUAGAUGCUUGUGUAGCAGAACUUAGAAAGACAAAUAUUGCUUGG
Molecule: messenger RNA, 648 nt
Organism: Cetraspora pellucida
Lineage: Eukaryota; Fungi; Glomeromycota; Glomeromycetes; Diversisporales; Gigasporaceae
Source: the annotation of a GenBank genome assembly